This is a messenger RNA of Striga asiatica, 633 nucleotides long. NCBI's taxonomy places the organism in Eukaryota, Viridiplantae, Streptophyta, Magnoliopsida, Lamiales, Orobanchaceae. The record is from the annotation of a GenBank genome assembly.
AUGGUUCACGAUUCGACUGAUCUUGAGCCUCAAUGUCGAUUUCAGGUGAUUAUGAGGAUCUCACGGGCGGGGGCAUCAGCUGCCCACGAAUCAAUUUGGGAGAAUGGGAGAUGCCAAAAAGAGAUGCCCUACUUGCUUGGAUCCCAAUUCAUCGACACGUCUUAUGCUUACGUGCGCAUCUUAUCGUAUUCUGUGCAUAGAUCGGGGCCCUUAAUGUGCAUGCCCUCCAAUGAACCAUCUUUUCUCGAUUUUCAUCUUGGCUCGAAUCACCAAACUCACCUCUAUAACUUCGUCGAUUUCUCGGACUCUUCUUUGUGUAAGACCUUUCUUUACAUCAUAUACUUUCUUUUUCACUCUUCUGUUUCGGGAAAUGGAAGAGGGCGAGCUGCCAAAUCCCCCGCAGCCUCACGCCGGCCCGCAGAGGUGACUAUCGCGGAAGGUGCUCAAGUCGCUCUCUCUCCGAAUUUGGUCCAGGUCUCUAGACCCAUUCCUUUACCUGUCUGGUCAGGUACUAACCUCAAAUACUUUAGACAUGAUUGCGAGGUUCCUCACUUGUGUGAGAUUCAACUUCCAAAAGCUGAGGAUUCUUUCUCCAAGCCCUCCGAGGGCUUCUAUGACUUCUUUGCAGACUAG